This is a messenger RNA of Penicillium cosmopolitanum, 657 nucleotides long. RefSeq lists its product as uncharacterized. The record is from RefSeq and is a predicted model, not a curated record. NCBI's taxonomy places the organism in Eukaryota, Fungi, Ascomycota, Eurotiomycetes, Eurotiales, Aspergillaceae. The transcript is spliced from 2 exons. The coding region runs from base 1 to 657 and encodes 218 amino acids.
AUGCUUGACAUUGGCGAAUUUCGAAAUGGGCAUUCGGGAAGAAACCCGCUGCUAUGGGUCCAGGGCUCUCUACAAGACUUUGUGCAGGAGAAUUUGGCGGAGGCCAACUCCGAACCCGACGAUGGGAUCAGAUUUGAAAAAUCAUUCAAUCUCAUUCGCAUGGUUGGAAUCGCGGGAUUCGAUGUGGAGCUAACGUCAAAUCUAUCUGAUCAUCUUCGCUUCAGAGACUCCGAUAAGACUGUUAAAAUCUUCCAUCAUGCCUCAUUUCUAGAGGCCCACAAAAGAACCUCGGCAUACCCACCAGGUCUCGUCGACGAGACACUGGCGACGCUGGCCCUCUUCUUCCCAAAGGGUGAUAAAGAGACCGAGAGGUGGUACAAAAAACAAGGGAAUGCCGACGAGCUUGACAAAAGUAUCUUGAGGCGUCCGAAGGUUGACAUGGGGAUAAAGGAAUACCGAUACUGGCAUGAUCGCCUUGUCAUUCUCAAGACAGAAUUUGACGAGUCCCGCCCAUCGACGAUCGCACAAUGGUGGAACGACAGACGCGAUGUUAGUCAGUGGUAUCCAUUGUGGGUAGCGAUCUCCUUGACCGUCUUAUUUGGCCUGGUUCAGAGUAUCGAGGGCGCGUUGCAAGUAUACAAAGCAUUCAACCCAUAG